Molecule: messenger RNA, 1869 nt
Organism: Capsicum annuum
Lineage: Eukaryota; Viridiplantae; Streptophyta; Magnoliopsida; Solanales; Solanaceae
Exons: 3
Coding region: 1065-1592 (175 amino acids)
Source: RefSeq, a predicted model, not a curated record
AGUUAUUUAGCAUAUAAUUUCUUUUGGAUUUGAACCCAGGUCAAAAGACUACUUAUCUAACAUCAAACCUAGUGCAAUCACAGUUGAAAAAUAAAACUCCCUCCUGAAGAUGAUAGCAGGGACCUAUCCAUAUCAAUUAAGUGUAGGAGUAAGAGUUUGUACUGCAUUUCUUCCCUUGCCAUUCUCUUCAAAUAAAAAGUUCUUAAUUUUAAAUGGAAAUAAUGCUCAGAGAGAACUGUAAUUACAAGAACUGUAUCAGUUAUAAAAUCAAGUGAAUGCUUAGGGAAAAUGAUCUAAAUAAAAUCCAUGCCACUAUUGUAAUAACCAUUGAAAAGGGCUACAUUCAAAAGAAAUAAUACUCACCUGGGAGACAUUAGUCACAAAUUUAGUAAGCACGUAAACAAGAGCAACUUGGUGAUAUAAAAUCUUCUUAAACCAAUACAUCCAAGAAAUUCUAACAUAACCUUUGACAUGAGCUUCUAGUUUCAACCUGCCCAAGAAAGGAAAAACUUCAAGAUUAACAUCUAAACGAUAAUUAUGUAUUUGAAUAUUUUUUAGUUUGCAACUGGGAGUUUUUUCUUUAUAAGGCUUGUGUGUUCUGAAUUUGUUGCUUUAUAAGGCUUCUAGUUGUAUGUUAGAAGAUCAAGACACACUUCUACUUAUUCUUUUUGCAGUGUGUUCUUUACUACCUUAGUUAAAGUAAAAAAGAAAAAAUGUAACAUGUUGCAGCAACCAUAGAUGUAUGUAAAAAAAUGUGUUCUUUAAAGAGGUAAGCUUUUCUUUGAAGGUGUUAGUCAUUUGUUAUUUGUCACAAAAGCAUGAUGAGUUCACUUCCUGCACACUUCUUAAUUAAUCUUAUCUCAUCCUACAUUUUUUUUGUCUCCUUUCUGAAAGAGGAUGAGGAUAUAAAGUUUACCCUGUGUAGGCUAGAGUUUCCAAUGUCGUUGAUUAAGAUGACCAGGUUAGUUGGGGUGAUUGGAUAACCUGCAUGCCACUUUUUCUUUCUCAUUUUAACCAGCUUGACAUUACAUUUUUGCUCUUGAUCUUAAGAGACUUGAAGAAUCAUGAAUCAACAAGGGUGUUCGAGAAAUAAUCAAAAAACUAAAAACUUUCUUUCAGCUGGAUCACUAGCAUCUCUACGAAACAAACAAAUACUAGAACACAAGAAGAAGAAGAACACAGGCUACAUAAAUUCAAAGGAAAAGAAUCAAAAGCAGAAGGAGAAGUCAAACAACGUUUCACCUAUGUCUCAAGUACCUGAACAAGUGCAACAGGUGCAAGCUAUAUCUCAAGUAUUAAAACAAGUGCAACAUGUGUCUCCGAAUUCCACCUCUCUUGCAGCACCAGUAGAGGAGCAAGUGCGACAAGAAUUGCUAGACUCCACCAUUCGUGCAUCACAACCCAUUGUUGAACAAGUGCGGAAGGAUCAGUCACAACUUCCUAAUUUACAAGCAAAUGAACAAUCUAGAGAAGGCCUUUCAACUAAUAAAAGAAAAAGAGGUGCUACACAAAUGCAAGCAGUACAUGGACGGACUGACCGUCAACUGAUAGUGCUAAAUGAGUUGAACAGCCUAUUGGUCCAACUAAAGUAGUGGUCACUGAAUUUUCCAGCUUUCUUGUCACAUUUGCAAGGAAUGGGACAUUUUGUCCUCUUAAUCUCACUUGGUCAAAGUUGAAGACACACGAUGAAAUGUGGAGCUAUAUUCAGGAUUAACACUUGAUCCUAAUAUACUAGGAUUCAAUGUUCAUUCGUCAGGAGAAGCGUUUGCUAAUCAACAAGGAAACCGUCCAUCUGUUGGUAGUAACAAUCAAGGUGUCCAAAAUGAAGAAAAAGCUGAAGAAAAUGAUGAAGACAUUGACCAUACUUGA